This is a messenger RNA of Prunus dulcis (almond), 2947 nucleotides long. RefSeq names its product vacuolar protein sorting-associated protein 35B-like. Bases 135 to 2504 code for a protein of 789 amino acids. The record is from RefSeq and is a predicted model, not a curated record. Gene Ontology annotation, cellular component: late endosome; retromer complex; retromer, cargo-selective complex. NCBI's taxonomy places the organism in Eukaryota, Viridiplantae, Streptophyta, Magnoliopsida, Rosales, Rosaceae. The transcript has 22 exons. Gene Ontology annotation, biological process: intracellular protein transport; retrograde transport, endosome to Golgi.
UUAUAAAAAUUAAAUCAAAUAAAAGAAAUAAAAAAGAAAGAGAAUUCAACCAACGUUCCUCUGGAAAACGCGAGAUUAUAGAAUAGUACUGUACCUACUUCCUUUCAGCGAGCGGAGAGAGAUUGAGAGAGAUUAUGAUAUUGGACGGAAUCGGAGACGAAGAGAAAUGGCUGGCAGAAGGAAUCGCCGGCAUUCAACACCAUGCCUUUUACAUGCAUCGUGCUCUGGACGCGAACAAUCUCAGAGACGCUCUCAAAUACUCGGCCCUGAUGUUGUCUGAGCUCCGAACCUCGAGGCUUUCGCCUCACAAAUACUACGAUCUCUAUAUGCGAGCCUUCGAUGAAUUGAGGAAGCUGGAGAUGUUCUUCAAAGACGAGAGCAGACAUGGUGUUUCGAUUGUUGAUCUCUACGAACUUGUUCAGCAUGCUGGCAACAUAUUACCAAGAUUGUAUCUCCUAUGUACGGUAGGUUCUGUGUACAUUAAAUAUAAGGAAGCACCUGCCAAGGAUGUGCUUAAAGAUCUUGUGGAAAUGUGUCGUGCCAUUCAACAUCCAAUGCGUGGGCUCUUUCUAAGAAGCUAUCUUUCUCAAGUCAGUAGAGAUAAGUUACCUGAUAUUGGCUCUGAGUAUGAAGGAGAUGCUGACACUGUCAUGGAUGCUGUAGAUUUUGUGCUACAGAAUUUCACAGAGAUGAAUAAGCUUUGGGUUCGAAUGCAGUAUCAGGGACCUGGUCGGGUGAGAGAGAAGCAUGAAAAGGAAAGAAGUGAACUUCGUGAUCUUGUUGGGAAAAAUCUACAUGUUCUCAGUCAGAUAGGCGUGGAACUUGAAUUGUAUAAAGACACUGUUCUUCCCAGAGUAUUAGAACAGGUUAUCAACUGUAAAGAUGAGCUGGCCCAAUAUUAUUUGAUGGAUUGCAUAAUCCAGGUCUUUCCAGAUGAGUACCACUUGCAGACACUGGAGACAUUAUUGGCUGCAUUCCCCCAGCUUCAGCCAACAGUUGAUAUCAAGACUGUGUUAUCUCAAUUAAUGGAGAGGUUAUCAAAUUAUGCUGCGUCAAGCACAGAUGUAUUACCUGAAUUUCUUCAAGUGGAAGCCUUCUCUAAAUUAAGCAGUGCUAUUGGGAGGGUGAUAGAAGCGCAGAUUGACAUGCCUAUUGUUGGAUCCAUAUCUCUUUACGUCUCUCUUCUUACAUUUACACUCCGUGUUCAUCCUGAUCGCCUUGAUUAUGUGGAUCAAGUACUGGGAGCAUGUGUUAAGAAGCUAUCUGGAACAACCAAGCUUGAGGACAAUAGAGCCAUAAAACAGGUUGUUGCGCUGUUAAGUGCUCCCUUGGAAAAAUACGAUGACAUUGUCACAGCCCUCACACUGUCUAAUUAUCCUCGAGUUAUGGAUCAUCUUGACAAUGGAACAAAUAAAGUCAUGGCAGUGGUCAUUAUUCAAAGCAUUAUGAAAAACAAUUCUUGUAUCUCCACCGCUGAUAAGGUGGAGGUGUUGUUUGAAUUAAUUAAGGGACUCAUCAAGGAUUUGGAUUGUACUUCUGCAGAUGAGCUUGAUGAGGAGGAUUUUGGAGAGGAACAAAAUUCUGUUGCUCGCCUUAUACACAUGCUUUAUAAUGAUGAUCCAGAGGAAAUGUUAAAGAUCUUAUGUACGGUCAAGAAGCACAUAAUGAGUGGAGGACCAAAGCGCCUACCUUUUACUGUUCCUCCUCUUAUAUUAUCUGCACUCAAGUUGGUUAGGCGGCUGCAAGGUCAGGAUGGAGAGGUAGUCGGAGAAGAGAUGCCUGCCACACCGAAGAAAAUUUUUCAGAUUUUAAAUCAGACUAUUGAAGCUCUUUCCUCAGUUCCAUCUCCUGAACUGGCGUUAAGGUUGUACUUGGAAUGUGCUGAGGCUGCUAAUGACUGUGAUCUUGAACCUGUUGCUUAUGAAUUCUUCACUCAGGCGUUUGUAUUAUAUGAAGAAGAAGUUGCGGAUUCCAAAGCCCAGGUGACUGCAAUACAUCUCAUUAUUGGGACUCUCCAGAGGAUGAAUGUAUUUGGCGUUGAGAACAGGGAUACUUUAACACACAAGGCCACAGGGUAUUCAGCAAAGCUUUUGAAGAAACCUGAUCAGUGCCGAGCAGUGUAUGCGUGUUCACAUCUUUUUUGGGUUGAUGAUCAGGAUGGUGUUAAAGAUGGAGAAAGGGUCUUGCUUUGUUUAAAGCGUGCCUUGAGAAUUGCAAAUGCUGCUCAGCAGAUGGCCAGUGUAACUCGGGGUAGCAGUGGGCCAGUCACGCUCUUUGUUGAGAUACUGAACAAGUACCUCUAUUUCUUUGAGAAAGGAAACCCCCAGAUUACAAGUGCUGCAAUCCAGGGAUUGGUGGAGUUAAUUAAAACUGAGAUGCAAAGCGACUCUACAAAUGUGAGUCCAGCCCCAGAUGCAUUUUUCAGCAGCACAUUGCGGUACAUACAGUUCCAGAAACAGAAAGGUGGGGUAAUGGGCGAGAAAUAUUCCCCUAUCAAGGUCUGACUCUGGUUUAAAGAGAUUGUCAUAUUUGAGGACAAUAAAGUUUGGAGUUGAGAGGAAGAACGAUGAGGAGAGCCGACGUGUGAGUAUAGUCUAGAAAAAUGCCUCUGAAUCGUAAAUGAGGAGCAGCUAUGUGCAGUUUCUUUUCCUCUUUCCCUUUAGGCAGUUGGCGCUUGUCAACAGGACAAAAUCAUUCUAGCGUGCAAAAGCUCUACAUGAAGUUUGGGAUUGACAUUGCAGCGAAGCUUGUUAUUUAUUUAUUUAAUUUUCUUUUUCUGGGAAAUGAUAUUGUUAGAUUUCAAGUUGAUUGGAGAUCUGAAGGAUUAUUCUGUAUGCAACUCAGUUGAAAUUGUAUGAUGUAUAAUUAGUGUUUUUACAUUCAAAUUAUGGAAAACUUGGUAUUGGAUAAACAGGCGUAAGCGUAAAUAAUCCUCUCAUUUUCUUUC